This is a messenger RNA of Callithrix jacchus (white-tufted-ear marmoset), 9923 nucleotides long. The record is from RefSeq and is a predicted model, not a curated record. NCBI's taxonomy places the organism in Eukaryota, Metazoa, Chordata, Mammalia, Primates, Cebidae.
UCUUCGGUCAGCCAGCAUUUGGUCAUGUCUUCUGUCACUCAGGUCUUGGGUCUUAAACCUUAUCCAAUAAGCGACGCUGCCGUGAGAAGCAUCCAAUCAGGCACGCAGCUGGGGCGGAAAAGGCGGCUUCUGCGAUGUGGCGGCGGCUUUGUGUCUUGCUGCAGCUAGAGUUUUAGGUGUCGUCUUUGCUGUCCUGUGUCCUCUGCUACUAUAGGUCCAGCCUCUGUGGCCUUGUGAUGUGCUGGUACUGGAGAUCCACAGCUGAGAUGCCAGGACCCCCUGGAAAUCAAGAAAUGAGCAGUGUGAAAAGAGGAGGCGAGAACGACCCCUGGACCAACCGAAGCCCACACACUGCUGCAUCUGGCGCCCAGUGCCUAGGUCCCACCACCGUCGCCACCAUGCCCAAGAGAAAGGCUGAAGGGGAUGUUAAAGGAGAUAAAGCCAAGGUGAAGGACGAACCACAGAGAAGAUCUGCAAGGAGUGUUGACAUUUAAGGAUGUGGCCAUAGAAUUCUCUCGAAAAGAGUGGCAAUGCCUGGACACUGCACAACGGAGUUUAUAUAGAAAUGUGAUGUUAGAGAAUUAUGGAAACCUGGUCUUCCUGGGUAUUGCUGCCUCUAAGCCAGACCUGAUCACCUGUCUGGAGCAAGGAAAAGAACCUUGGAAUGUGAAGAGACAUGAGUUUGAAGCCAAACUCCCAGUUGCAUCUUCUUAUUUUGCCCAAGAUCUUUGGCCAAAGCAGGGAAUAAAAAAUCAUUUCCAAAAAGUGAUACUGAGAAGAUACAAAAAAUGUAGACAUGAAAAUUUUCAGUUAAGAAAAUGUUGUCAAAGCACCGAUGAGUUUAAGGUGCACAAAGAAUGUUACAAUGGACUUAACCAGGUUUUGAUGGCUACCCAAAACCAAUUAUUUCAAUGCAACAAAUUAGUGAAAGUCUUUCAUAAAUAUUCACAUUCAAGCAGACAUAAGAUAAGACAAAGUGAAAAGGAACCUUUGAAACAUAAGGAAUGCCAAAUGUUAUUUUACACACUUUCAGACUUAGCUGAACAUAAAAGAAUUUAUACCAGAGAACGACCCUACAGAUUUAAAGAAUGUGGCAAAGCCUAUAAUGAGGCCUCAAACCUUUCUACAUAUAGAAAAAUGUAUAGUGGACAGAAACCCGACAAAUAUAAAAAAUGUGGAAAAACUGUUAGCCAGUUUCUACACCUUACUACCCAUAAAAGAAUUCGUACUGGAGAGCGACCCUACAAAUGUGAGGAAUGUGGCAAAGUUUUUAACCACUUCUCAACCCUUACUAGACAUAAGAUCAUACAUACUGGAGAGAAACCCUACAAAUGUGAGGAAUGUGGCAAAGCUUUUAACCAAUCCUCAACCCUUACUGGACAUAAGAUCAUUCAUACUGGAGAGAAACCCUACAAAUGUGAGGAAUGUGGCAAAGCUUUUAACCACUCUUCAAUUCUUGCUAGACAUAAGAGAAUUCAUACUGGAGAGAAACCCUACAAAUGUGAGGAGUGUGGCAAAGCUUUUAGCCGAUACUCACAGCUUACUAGACACAAGAUAAUUUGUUCUCGAGAGAAAGGCUACAAAUGUGAAGAAUGUGGUAAAUAUUUUAGGAGGCACUCCAUCUUUAAUAGACAUAAGAAGAUUCAUACUGGAGAGAAAUCCUACAAAUGUGAAGAAUGUGGCAAAUCUUUUAGGUGGCACUCCGGCUUUAGUAGACAUAAGAAGAUUCAUACCGAAGAGAAAUCCUACAAAUGUGAAGAAUGUGGCAAAUCUUUUAGGUGGUUCUCAACCCUUAUUACACAUAAGAGAAUCCAUACUGGAGACAAACCCUACAAAUGUGAGGAAUGUGGGAAAGCUUUUAACCACUCCUCAAGCCUUACUUAUCAUAAGAGAAAUCAUACUGGAGAGAAAUGCUACAAAUACAAAGAAUGUGGAGAAACCGCUUAUGGAUCCUCACACCUCACUACACAUAAGGGAAUUCAUACUGGAGAGAAACCCUACAAAUGUGAAGAAUGUGGCAAAGCUUUUAACCAGUCUUCAAACCUUGCUAGACAUAAGAGAAAUCAUACUGGAGAGAAACCCUACAAAUGUGAGGAGUGUGGCAAAGCUUUUACCUGGUACUUGAGCCAUUCCAGACAUAAGAUGAUUUGUUCUGGAGAGAAACGCUACAAAUGUGAAGAAUGUGGUAAAUCUUUCUGGUGCUGCACAGCUCUUACAAUGCAUAAGAAAAUGCAUACUGGAGACAAACCCUACCAAUGUGAGGAAUGUGGCAAAGCUUUUAACCAAUCCUCAAUCCUUACUAGACAUAAGAGAAUUCAUACUGGAGAGAAACCCUACAAAUGUGAAGAAUGUGGAAAAUCCUUUAACCAGUUCUCACACCUUGCUAAACAUAAGAUAAUUCAUACUAGAUAGAAACCCUACAAAUGUGAGGAAUGUGGCAAAGCUUUUAACCACGCCUAAACUCUUGAAUAAUGAAGAGAAUUCAUACUGGAGAGAAACCUUAGAAAUGUGAGGAAUGUGGAUAAGGUUUUGUUGAAUCUCAAAAACUUUCUACACAUAAGAGAAUUUGUACUGGAGAGAAACUCUAUAGAUGUGAAGAAUAUGGCAUAGCCUUUAGCCAGUCAUGAAAUCUUACUAGACCUAACAUAAUUCAUAAUGAAGAGAAACCCUAAAAUUCAAAGAAUGUGGCAAAGCCUUUAACUAGUCCUCAAUUCUUUACAGACAUUAUAUGAUUCAUACUGGAGAGAAAUUCUAGAAACCCAAAAGUUGUGACAAUGCUUGUGACCACACCUCAAACAUUUCCAAGCAUCAAAGAAAUUGUGCUGGUGAGAAGUCAUAGAAAUGUAAAUAAUGUGAGAAAGCCUUUAAAGGAUUAUCACAAUUGAUUUUAGGUAAGGUAAUUCAUACUGGAGAAAACUUCUACAAGUAUAAACAAUGCCACAAAACUUUUAAAUAAUGCUCACACCUCAUCGCACAGGAAACCAUUUACAUUUGAGAACAAAUGUACAAAUUUAAUGAAAGUAAAAAGUGGUAAAUAUAUGCUCACAAUCUUACUGUAUAUGAAAGAGCUUAUACUUAACAAAAGUAUUAAAAAUGCAAUUCUCUCAAAAGAUUCUUCAGAAAAUAUAAACCUUUAAAGUGCUGGAGAACAUUUAUUUCAAAGGCUAACAUUACAAAUAUAAAGAGAGUUGUGGUAACUUGUAACAGAACUUGUUAUGUUUAUUUUGUAUUAGAGGCAAACCCUGAAGCAAUUGCUCAAACUUUUUUCAGCAUUAGAGAAUUCUGCAAAUAUAAUACAUCUGGGAAAGAAAGACCUUAAUAGCUGCAGAAACUCCAGAGUGUUCAUGCUAAAAAAUAUUUUUUUCAGACAGAGUAAAUAGAAAAAGAAUAUUUAAUGCAAGAUGAAGUCUAUUGAAAUAAUCAGAAUUAGAAAUGUAUAAGGCACUGACACUUCAGACUUUACACUAAGGCAAUGUUCUGUGUCUACAAUAUAAUCUAAAACUAAAGGUGGUAGAAAAAUUAUUUGUAUGCAACUUUAAAAGAGUAGAAAAUUUUUUGGAGAUUUAUAAUUACAAGUAUACUUUGUUUUGACAAGAUUACAGAUUUUUUUUAAAGUAAAUAAUGUAACUAACUCUACUUCAUGCUAGUAAUGUAAUUAACUCAAAUUACUUCAUUCUUAAACAAUUACUACUUUAAAAUUUUUUUGCAACUCUGACACACAGGCUGUGGUGCAGUGGUGUGACCUUGGCUCACUGCAACCUCCAACUCCCGGUUUUAAGUGAUUCACCUGCCUUAGCAUCCCAAGUAGCUGGAAGUACAGGCACAUAACACCAUGCAAAGCUAUGUUUUAUAUUUUUAGGGAUGGAGUGUUGACAUGUUGGCGAGGCUAUUCUCAAAUUUGUGACCUGAAGUGAUCCACCCAGCUCAGCCUUCGACAUGCUGGGAUUACAGGUAUUAGUCACUAUGCCAGGUCCAUUUUGUUUCUGUAUUCCUAUUAUAUUUACACAUAAAAGCUUGUGACCAAUUGUUAUAUGAAAGACAUGAGAAAUUGUUUUUAUUAGGUGAGCAUUUAUGACCUCUUUUAUGAAAGAGUAAGGAUAUAAAAAUGUAAGAUGCAUGAUAAAAAUCUAAGCAAAAUGGUUCUUUGUGGUUAACUUACAAUAUCGAGUGAUGUAUGAGGUAAGUGUUCAGAGUAGUAUUCUUGUGCAUUGCAUUAAGAGACAAAUAUUUUUAGUUUUAGUUAAAUUGGCUGGGUAUCGUGGCUCACAUUGGUAAUUGCAGCCCUUUGGAAGGCUGAUGUUGGAAAAUCACUAGGUCUAAAGUUUGAGACCAGCCUGGUCAAUAUGGUGAAACUCUGUCUCUACUAAAAACACAAAAAUUAGCCAGAGGUUGUAGUCAUACCUGUAGUCCCAGCUACUCGGGAGGCUUAGGAAGAAGAAUUGCUGGAACCCAGGAGGUGGAGGUUGCAGUGAGCCAAGAUUGUGCCACUGCACUCCAAACUGGGUGGCAGAGUGAGACUCCAUUUCAAAAAAAAUUAAAAUCAAUUGAUAGUACAUGAUUUUAUUAAUUGUACUUUCAUGAAACAAAAUGUAGCACAUUUUAAAAAUUUCAGAUUAUGUAUGAAUUUCAUGUCUUCAGUGUAUCACAUGUCAAAUAUUGGAUAUUAAAUUAAGUCUUGUUAUUACACUUACUUUAACCUCGUCCCCUUUACUCAAAUGUGUUGGUAUAAGAUGGUAAGAUGAUGUAAUAACAACUCUAAUCUUUUUUGCCAAUGGCUUAAAACUUCAAAUAAGUUAAGGAAUAUUUUUUCCACAGGUAAUAGUUUUUUCUCUCUUUUUUUUAACCUUCAAAUUUAUUCCUGUUAAUUUUUGUGGGUACAUAAUAUUUAUGUUAUAUAUACAUAUUCUGAUAGAGGUAUACAAUAUAUAAUAAUCACAGUUGGUUAAGUGAGAUACUCAUCACCUCUAGAACCUAUUUUUUGCAUUACAACCAAUUUACUUCUACAGUUUUAGUUAUUUUAAAAUGUACAAUUAAAAUGUUAUUGACUACAGAAUAAUUUUUGUAAUAGUAAAAAUUAUAUACAGUUAAAAACAAAACUUACAUGUAUCUGAGUCCUGAAUAAAUACCUUUCAAAAUUUAUUAUAUAUAUUUUUUGAAUACCUGGCCUGUAUACUUGCAAACACACCAACUUUUAGUUUUCAUUUACAUAGAGUUAAACAUACACAUCUGUUAGUCUAAAUACAAACUAUAGGUGUGAACAAAUUAUAAAUUAAUUGUGUUUGAGGAUGAGUUUGUAAGUAUUUUCAGAAUAAAAUAUUAAUAUUGGAAGAAAAUAAUUUUAAUAAGGUGUCUAAUUUUCUGUUUCUUUUUUUUCUUUUCUUUCUUUUUUUUUUUUUUUUUAAGACAGAGUCUUUCUCUGUUGCCCAGGCUGGAGUGCAGUGGCAUGAUGUCAGCUAGCUACAUCCCAGAUUCGAGCAACUCUUCUUCCUCAGGCUUUCCAGCAGCUGAGACUACAGGUGUAGGCCACCACACCUAGCUAAUUUUUGUAUUUUUUUACAGAUGGUGUUUCAUCAUAUUGAUCAGGCUAGUCUUGAACUCCUGACCUCAAGUGAAUCCACCCAUCUUUGCUUCCCAAAGCACUGGGAUUUACAGGUAUGAGUCACCAAUCCCAGCCAGAUGUCUAAUUUUUUAGAAAACAAAAAUACUCAAAAAUGCUGAAUGCAAAUCUUUACUUUCUUUUUUCUAUCUUUCUUUUCUUUUGAUUUUUAAUUAAUUAAGUCCCCGUAGAGACUGCCAGAAAUUGCCAGUGCUAGCUAAAUUUCACCUCAUCCUAGUGGGGUAUUGGAAAAAGUUUUCAAUUCCAUUAAUCGUGCCUGGAUAAACCUCAUUGACUAUGAUACUGCCACAGCACAAAGCUGCAAAUCUAUACUUUCUAGUUUGCAUUGAAUUUAUUACUGUAAUAUAUUAUGGCUUAUGGUUCAGAAUCUUCUCAUACAAAUUAUCUGUUUUUACUUGCCUGAUACUUAUGUUAGACUCAUGACUUGUUUAUUAAACAUUUUGUUUUGUGGUUUACAAAGCACUAAGUUUGUGAGCUGCUCUGUGAUUAUAAAAAUGAUUUUAGUGAAAUUUAGUCAUGGGCCAGACAUAGUGGUUCAUACCUGUAAUCUCAGCACUUUGGGAGGCCAAAGUGAACAUAUUAACUAUGGUCAGGAUUUUGAGAUCAGCCUGGCUAAAAUGGUGAAACCCCGUCUCUACUGAAAAUACAGAAAUUAGUGAGGUGUGGUGGUGCAUACCAGUAAUUUCAGCUAUUCAGAAGAGUGAGGCAGGAGAACAGCUUUGACCCAGGAGAUGGAGUUUGCAGUGAACCAAGACUGCACCACUGCACUUUAGGCUGGGUGACAGAGGGAGAUUUUUUCUCAAAAAAGAAAAAAAAAAUUUAGUUAUACCCACAAAAUAAUUUUAGCUGUGAUUCCAAAAUUAGUGCAUUAAAUUGUAUUUAGUCAGAACAUUCAAUGUUCUUUAAUUUGAAGAAUGCUCUAUAAGCCUACUUUUCCUAAGUUAUUGUUUUUUUCACUUUGUAUAAUAGACAAGAGUAGACAUAUUUAUUGAUUUGGUCAAUUUGUUUAGGUAAGUACUAAGGGAGCUUCAGAAGCCAUGAGAAUGCUUUUACAAUAAAUGUGGCAGUGCUUGCUGUGUAACUGAUGCUCCAUAGUAAGGCAUAAAUGUGUCUGGUUUAAUUUAGUUUGUAACUUCACGUUAGAGUUAGAAAAUAUCAAAGGUAAACAAACAAGAUUCGAUUCUUCAUGUGGAGAGUAUAUUUUUUUUCAGGCUGCAAAACUGAAUUUUGCUGAGUUUAAAAAGAAAUUCAGUAUUUAUUUCCUAAUUAUCUUGUUUCAUUUGUCAUUUAAUGUGUAUUCCAGCCGUGUAUAUAUAAUAGCCCUUCUUUUUUUCUGUGUUAAUGGCUACAGUUUUCCACUGUUUUCAUCGACUCUGUUUCCAUCAUGGUGUGAACUGUUUCUCAUCUUUAGCAUCUGUCUUUGGUUUUUGCUAAUUUUCUUAGACUUUCAUUUGUCUUGUCCAUCUCUGGUGGUUACUUUGCUGCUCAACUUUGAGGAGUUCAGGCAGCUUCCCCCUCAGCUACUCCAACAGUCCAUCCAUUUGGCUGAAGCUCUAGAGCAGUUUCUCUUGGUUCUUCUGUUUCCGGUGUCAGAAAUUUGUCAGCAGGGCCAAAUUUUUAAAAACCAUGGCUACCACUUCCUCCCCGCUGCAGGGUGUUUCCUACACUUGUUACCCAUGCUGGUUCCAGCCGCUGCCCAGCCUAGUACAGAAUGAAACUCAGCAGCAGCUGGAGCGCUCAUGCCUGGUGUCGCCCAGCCCGGGGAUUCCUUAGUGGCAACCCUGAGUCCAGUCCCAGCUCCAAGCGCAGAAAGUGGACAUUAACCAGAGCAUUUCCUGGGAGAGAUGUAUCAGCCUGAGAGGCCAGUUUAUUCUACCAGCUUCCUGUUGCCACCUCCGUUUUCAUCAAAAAGACGCUCAGGAAGGCAGGGACACAGAGACACUGUGAAGAGUCCAGGGAAGUGAUAAAGGGCUUGGCCAGAGAGCCUCAGGCCCAGCUCAGGGCGUUGCCCCUCUUGCCUGAGCAGAGAUCAGCCACUGCCACUGAGGGGACUACAAAGAGACCCAGCCUCCCCAGCCAGCCUCCAUCUGCACCAGAAGAGGAGAAAACUAUUUCCCCAAAUCAAGUUUUUAUUCUUUUCUUUUUUCCAUUUUUUUCAAUGUCUUUUUUCUCUCAAGUUAUGCUCACCUGAUGAAAGAUUUUAUGUUUCAUCUUCACAUGAAAAUUUAAAUGUAGUUACACUGGUCACAAAUUAAGACUAUAAAUUGUACUUUACUUUGGCUAAGAAUCCCGGGGUAACAUUAAACUUUCAAUAGUGCUUUCUGAAUCUUAACCGUUAUUACCUUUUAUUUGAUUCUAUUAACUACAUUGUAGUAAGUAAUAAUAAAUUAUUGAUUUGCAUAGCUUGACAGUUUACAAAGGACAUGUAUUCAUUCAUUGAACUGAAAAAUGUGUGUUGAGCAUCCACGUGGUGCCAUACUUUUUGCUAGCCUUGGGAGAUAAAAUUAAGAAAAAGUAUUGGCCAGGCGCGGUGUUGCAUGCACUUUUGGAGGCUGAGGUGGGCGGAUUACGUCCGGGUUCAGGAAUUUAAGACCAGCUUGGCCAAAUAGUGAAACCCCAUCUCUACUAAAAACACAGAAAUUAGCCGGCCAUGGUGGCAUUUGCCUGUAGUCCCGGCUACUUGGUAGGCUGAGGAAGGAGAAUCACUUGAACCCCAGAAGCGGAGGUUUUGGUCAGAUGAGAUGGCGCCACUGCACUGCAGCCUGGGCAACAGAGCUAGACUCCUCGUCUCAAAAAGAGAAGAAGAGUAAAGGAAAGAAAAGAGAAGAAAAAGAAGUAAAGAAAAAACACAAAUUGAUCUCUAAGGAAACUUUCAUUCUAGUUUCAUAAACUCCUCACACACUCUGGUAAAGUACAUACCUCUAAAGUCUUCUGUAAGCCUACUACCCUAAAGUGACCACUAUCCAAAUAUUGUGUUAUUUACUUUAUGCAGUUUUAUCUAUGAAUAAUACACAUUUUAGUGUUUCCUGGGGUUUUUGACUGUAUAUAUAUAUAUAUAUGGUAGCAUAAGUUUUCAUCUGUGCCUUGCAUUUUUAUUUAUGUAUAUUUUUCCCUCAUUUUCAUGUUGCUUUGCAUAGCUAUAGUAAUUUAAUGCACCUUUAGAAGUAGUAUUGUAUGCAGGUUUCCUGAGUUAGACCAACGUCUUUAACGGUCAGAAGAGCAGGCUCAGAGUACCUGUGUAACUUUGGACAAGUUUUUUAACCUCUCUGAUUCAUCUGUUACUUAGAGAUAAUAACAUGGCAGUGAAAUUCUUGCUGUUCUUUGAUUGUAAUAAUAUAGGUAAAGUUAUAUCAAGAAAAAUAAAAACAGUAUACAAGGCAAAAAAUAAUAUAGAUACAUUCAAGAUUUAACAUAUAAUAUUUUUAAAAAUUUUAUUUAAUUUGAAAAUUUAGAUAAAACUACCUUUUUUUCCCAAGAAAAUAAGCGGCAAAAACUGAUUGAGAAAAAAUUAAAAAGAAAAAAAUAUUUUAAAAGUUUUUAAUUUUACACACUUAAAAAGCACAUAUUGUAAAAGAACAGCUUGAUAAAUUUUUACAAAAUGCCUAUACUGUGAACCCCGCACCCAGUGAUGGAAGAGUGUGAACAACCUGGGACCUCUCCUUCCUUGAUUCUCCUUUUCAACCACUGUACCCCCGAGAGAAACUUACAUUCUGACUGUUUAUACAAUAAAUAAUAUUUGCCUGUUUUUGAAUUUUAAAUAGAUUAACACAAUAAGUCCAGAUUUUGAGCCAGGUUCUAUUGUUUAACCUUGUGAGAUUAAUCUCUGUUACUUAGAGUGGUUUGUAUAUUUAUUUGUCUGCAAUGUGACAUCAUAUGAAUACAUUACAAUGUAUUUAUUCAACUGUUCAUAAACAUUUUGGUAAUUUUCCCCAAUUUUUCAGUGCUUCUACAGACUGUCUUGUGCAUUUUUAAACAGAAACUAGUGCAAUUAUAUAGCUAUUUAACCACAAAUAUAAUAAAAAUAUAUUUCUAUCUUCAGCUUGUGUAGGCAUUGGAAGCCCUCCUUCAGAAGGUAGUACCAACUUAUGCAACCAGCACUGUAUGAGGGAUUAUUUAUUAUCUAAUUGUCUUUAUUUUCAAACUCUACAGUGUAAACUUUGUGCUCAGAGGCUUUUAAUUUUAUUCAUCAAUUUAUUAUUAAUUGCAUUUUUUGCAGUUUUUAAUGAAUGAAAUAUAUUCACCAAUCUAUUUUUAAUUGUAAUUUUGCAGUUUUUAAUUAAGAAAAUAAAUUUGAUUUGAACUUGAA